AUGACUAGCAGUGAGAGCAGUAAUCACCAUCAUAAAAAGACGCUUCAUUUGAACUCUCAAGGAAGAAAACCUUGGUACCAUGCUGAUGGAUCCAUUGCUAAUCCAUACAUGAUUGGCGUUGCAGGUGGCAGUGCUAGUGGAAAGACCAGUGUCGCCGAACGCAUCUUGAAAAACUUGAAUGUGCCAUGGGUUGUUAUCAUCUCGAUGGAUUCCUUCUACAAUGUCUUAUCGCCCGAGAACAGCAAAUUAGCACACCAAAACCGAUUUGAUUUCGAUCAUCCUUCCGCAUUUGAUUACGACUUGCUGUUUGAAACACUUAUAAAGCUCAAAGAGGGCAAAUCAGUGACAGUGCCUAUUUACAACUUUUCUACACAUUCAAGAGAGGAAGCAACUACCACUAUUUAUGGCGCCAAUGUCAUUAUCUUUGAAGGUAUUCUCGCUUUAUACGAUAAGCGAAUUAGAGAUAUGAUGGAUAUGAGAAUUUUUGUGGAUACAGAUUCUGAUAUUCAAUUGGCAAGAAGAUUGCAGAGAGACACUUUGCUGCGUGGGCGUGAUGUGGAAGGCAUUUUAGAUCAAUACACUCGCUACGUGAAACCUUCGUUUGACAACUACGUUCGACCUACUAUGAAGCAUGCUGAUGUGAUUAUUCCAAGGGGUUUGGAAAAUGCCAUUGCCAUUGAUUUAAUGACAAAGCACAUCCAGAGUCAACUCCAAGAGAACAUGAUCAACCUGAGAUGGGGCCUGCUAGAUACACCUGUCAACGACCAAUUACCAGACACUGUUACUAUUUUACCUGCAAAGAACCAAAUUAAGGGAAUCCAUACCAUUUUGAGAAAUUACAAGACACCUAGAGACGAGUUUAUCUUUUAUGCUGAUCGAUUAGCAGUGUUGUUGAUGGAAAAUGCUGUGAGCUGUCUUCCAUCUGAACCUGUUACAGUAACCACACCUGUAAAUGCAACAUAUCAGGGCCUCAAAUUCAGUCAAAAGAUUUGUGGUGUUUCUAUUUUGCGUGCUGGUGGAACAAUGGAAGCUGGAUUAAAGCGAGUGUUUGCUGAUGCUGUGAUUGGAAAGCUAUUGAUCCAGACCGAUCCAAAUACUGGUGACCCAGAGCUUCAUUACUGUAAAUUGCCCAAAGAAAUUGGAGACUACGACAUCAUCCUGAUGGACGCUAUGGUGGGCACUGGAGCAGCUGCUUUGAUGGCUAUCCGUGUACUGCUAGAUCACGAAGUGCCAGAGGAACGUAUCAUUUUCGUGUCUUUCCUCGCUGCACAGAUUGGUCUUACCGUAAUUACAAAUGCAUUUCCUCGUGUAAAGAUUGUUACAUCUAUGGUGGACCCCAAUUUCAAUAGAGAGAAACUCUGGAUUGAGCCUGGAAUUGGUAAUUUUGGAGAUCGUUAUUUUGGCACAGAAGAAGACGAAGAUUAA
Messenger RNA from Mucor velutinosus, 1425 nucleotides. RefSeq lists its product as uncharacterized. The coding region runs from base 1 to 1425 and encodes 474 amino acids. Gene Ontology annotation, cellular component: cytoplasm. The record is from RefSeq and is a predicted model, not a curated record. Gene Ontology annotation, biological process: pyrimidine-containing compound salvage. NCBI's taxonomy places the organism in Eukaryota, Fungi, Mucoromycota, Mucoromycetes, Mucorales, Mucoraceae. The transcript has 13 exons. Gene Ontology annotation, molecular function: uridine kinase activity; ATP binding.